AUGGCCACAAGAGCAACAUCACCACUAGGGCCACAGGAGCAACAUCACCAAUAUGGCCACAAGAGCAACAUCACCACUAGGGCCACAAGAGCAACAUCACCAAGAGCCACAAAGCAGGCACUUGUUACCGUGCUCACCACUGAGUGCGUGUGGGCGGAAGGUUCAACCGUGUCACCACAAGUUUGCCAGGCGGAGGUUCAGUGGCUCCAGUAUCGGCUGCGGCCGUCACCCGCCGCCGCUCUUGAUAUUCAUGAAGCAAAAGGUUCAGAGGCCACUGAAGGAGGCUCUUACCUCCACGGCGCUCCGCCAAUUUUACCAAUUACCUUCACGUCUCAGAGACAAGUUCAUUUCCUACAGAAUAUUAUACAAAGGUCGCGUCCACGCCUACAGGAGAACUCAGGCCAGCUGAAGCAUGGAGAGACAAAGGACGAGUACUCUGAUCUCGUCAACAACAAAGGUCCCUUCUCGGGUCUCUCCUCUUCCAAGCGUAAACUGGUGGGUUGGCUCCUCCCUGCAGCUAUCUAUCACUUCUGGUACUGGAGUGCCAUGGCCUAUAGGAACCUCUUCUACGUGUUUAUAGAGAAAUAUCCCAUGACCAUCACCAUGAUUCCAGGCUCUAUCGUCGCUGGAACCCCCAGAGGUGGCCUGGACCUGUCCAUGUCACUACAAGCUAACGGUAUGACGGCUGCAACGUUCUCCAUAUUCUUCAUGAACGUUCACAUAGAGAGACACGCCUUGCUGUUCAGUCUGUUGGGGUCAUCUGCCGGCGUGAUCUUCGGGCUUGAGGUAGUGGAUCCAAUACUAACUUCCUCAAUGAAGAAGAUGGGCUUCGUGAGCAUUUUCUUCGCCUUUGCCUUUGCGUUGUUCCUCAUCAACUGGGACCACAAGAGACGAACAUUUAACAGCAUUCCGGAUCUAAAUUGGUGGAAGAGAUUGUUGAUUAUUGCGUUUGCUUUUAUCGGUGGUAUAUUUACGUCUUUUUCCGGUAGUGGCGCUGAUAUUUGUAUGUUCAGUCUCCUUACUCUCUUCUUUAAGAUCUCUGAGAAAGUGGCGACCCCAACCUCAGUGGUGCUGAUGGCUAUGACGUCAAUGGUGUGUUGGUGGUGGAGGUUCUUGGUGACGCAGACGAUGCCCCUUGAGAGCUGGGAGUAUCUGCUGGUCGUGUUCCCCAUUGUUACAGUCGGUGCUCCCUUUGGUGCUCUCGCAGGCACACACUUCCACCGGUUAGUGUUGGCUGCCUCUGUUUACAUCCUUAACACUCUGUCUCUUGUCGGGGCUUUCAUCAUAGUGCCUCAGACACCUGCUCUCGCUGGGGGCUCCGUCGGUAUAAUGCUUAUCAUGUUUUUCGUCUAUUAUAUCAUAUAUAAACUCGGGGAUCGUAUGAAUUCAAAAAUAUGA
Homarus americanus (American lobster) is the source of this 1398-nucleotide messenger RNA. RefSeq lists its product as uncharacterized. Lineage: Eukaryota; Metazoa; Arthropoda; Malacostraca; Decapoda; Nephropidae. The coding region runs from base 1 to 1398 and encodes 465 amino acids. The transcript has 5 exons. Gene Ontology annotation, cellular component: membrane. The record is from RefSeq and is a predicted model, not a curated record.